GUGAAUCGGUAAUCGAAUUCUAGUUAUCAUUGGGCUUAGUAGUCCAUGAAGUGUACGUCAUCGCUGCUCACAAGCGUGUGUGCGAGUAUGAGUUACAAGAUUACUUGAGGAUCCUUGAGGUGUAGUGCAAAAGUGCGUUCCAACGUGGAUCGUUUCGGAUUGGAAGUUAAUUAAAUAAGCGUAUUUUGUGACACAAAGUUCGAUGCUGUUCCUGCACUGGCACACGGGCAACUCUCGACAAUGAUCAAUUAAAUGGACAAGAUCUAGAGUAAAAAAUUAUGCGUAAAAAGUUCGUCCAGACGCUGGCAGCCCAGCAGCUAGAACUUUCCAGCCACAUACGAACGCACGAUAUGGAGCUAGAAAAGGAGUCGUCGGCCCGUGCACAGCGUACGCAGUCCGGCAGCGGGCCGGAAGAUGUGAUCGAAAUCAUGGAUGACGAUCAGGAGGUGGAAUUGAUGAUGGAACGGCACAGGAAGUACCAUCCACGGAAGUACGUGAACCUGCAGCAACCGACGUCCAAGGUGUAUUACGACAAGAUCGAUGCGGUAAACACAUCACCCGCGUUGGACAGAGAGGAUCGCGAUAUGGAGGAGGAAGACGAGGGUAAGCUGGUGGUGAUCGAUUGUGCGAAGGACGGCCCCCAAACCAAGGAACCCAACAAUAACAGUGCCAACGCGCCGAAUGGAAAUUACCCGACGCUCGACAGCAAUGGUGAACUGGCCGGUCCUAUCAGCCUGCCCCCGAAACCGAAAGACUCGCCAUCGGAUCGCACAAAGUCCGACGAUCAGCAAACCGCUGCAUCCGGCUACAGUUGGCAUGUGCCGCAGAGUGGUGGGAAACAUGCUGAGCUAAGGCAGCACAUUCUUAAGCAAAGGGAAAAGAUGUUGCACUCGCGACCGGACACACCGGCACCGGUUAUGUUCCAGAAGCAACCGCCGCAGCCGUAUGGUUCACCGAACUAUCAACGUUCCCAACGAGCGCAUCCUUACGAGCGGCAAACGAGCGGUUCCUCCAGCACGACUUCAACGCCCUGCUACAGUACGCCACUGCUGCAUGAUGGGAGAAACACUGCCAUACCACAUCCACGUGCUUCACAACCGCAGGGAUCACCAACGGUUGGUGGAAUCCAGUCCGGGAUUAGUUUAGGUGCCGGAGAAGGCAGAAAAUCAGCGUUCUCAACGCCCCAGGAAAAGCGACACCACGAUGCGAUUAUGAUGCCGCCGCCGCCGACACUCACCGGAAUGCCCGGAUCGGCUAGCAGUGUCGCUAUAGCACCACGCACACCCUUCUACCAUCCGUACGUGCCUCCGUACCAUUAUUCGGCGUACGGUGCCACCACACCGAGCGCUAGCACCUACCACACGCUGGAAGAAUGGUACCGGGCGGGCUAUCCUCCACCGCAUCUGCUAUCACCUACCGAGCUCCAAUACUACUACCACUGCUAUCUGAGCAAGAUCGUCUUUUCCGCUCCCGGGUAUCAUCCGCACGAUCAACACUACCGGGACUAUUCGUCGCUGGCAAUGACACCCGGGACCGGUACCGCUUACUAUCCACCGCCACAGUACGGAUUCGCUAAACCUGCUGCCAACAGUGCUGUGGUUGUUGCUCCUACUACCAAUGUUGCUGCUCCUUCUUCUGCUGCUGGUGCGGAUCCAGCCGUCGGUGGUGGUGUGAAAACCGUUCCUUCUGCAUAUCCUGCACAUCAACCGAUCGAUUUUUCACCGUACAACAAUGACCGCAAUGUACCAUCACUGAGUGCUGGUUUUCUUCCUACAACGUUGCCAUCCGCAACGGCGGAAACAAUGACGGAACCACGUGUUUCGCUACAGCAGCAACCGUCCCAUACAGCCUCUUACUCAUCUGUUUCGUCGACUCUAUUGCACUACACGGCACCACAAGCGGAAGCAAUACGUCCUACGGUUAUUAGUAGUACAGCAGCAGCAGCAGCAGCAACACAACCCGCCAAAAAGUCACCAACUGCUGCCCAGACGUCUUCGUUAAUGUCACCUCCAGCGUCGACUACUAUGCCGCCACCACAACCGCCAGCGAACCCAUCACCGGUGGUACCGUCAUCUACUACACCUCUAUCGUCUGCUCUGCUGUCACCUACUACAUCUCUACCGUCCUCUAUGCUGUCACCUUCAAGCAUGCCGUCGCCCACCAGACAUCCAGCACCACCACCCAGUAUGCCAUCACUGUCAUCGACUUUGCCUUUGUCACCAAAAAGCCAACCGACUGCUAGUACGCCAACUACCACCAUGUCUGCCCCAACACCGUACCUCUCUCCAUCCAGUAUGAUGCCACCGCCCAGCAGACAUCCACCGCCCAGUAUGCCAUCGCUUUCCUCUACUAUGCCACCACCAGCCCCACCAAGCGCAACAUCACCACGACGUACUCUUUCGGACAUGCCGAAACUCCCACCACCACCUUCCUUAUCCUCACCGACGGGUGCUCUCCGGAACGAAAGAACAGACCCACGUGCAGAUUUACCGCCCUCUGUCGGGAAAUUCGAUACAAAGCUCAACAAAAACCCGAUGAGUGAUGUCCGCUCGGAUUCCACCUCCAAAGUGAUGGAAUCUAAUGAUCCAAGUGCCAUGAAACAUUCGAAAAGAUUCAUCUCAAACAAACUACCAGGAAACUUUGGUAGCAGAUAUGAACGGCCCACGCCACCACCACCACCACCGCCACCACCAUCCACACCGAAACGUCGAGGUCGAGGUCGUCCUCCAGCGGCAUCACACAACAAAGCACCAUCCCAGAGGACAUCAUCACCUCAACCAUCGGGACCGGCUGUCUCACCAGCGAACCACACGGGCGAACGUAACAUUGGCGCGCUGUUGCAGCAAAUGCGCCGGGAGAUGAUGUCAUUUCUGCAACAGCGCCGUUCCGACAUCAUUAGCACGAUGCGCAUUUACACGAUCGGGCGCAUCGAUUUCGGUGGCUUUCUGGUGGAGAUGAAACGGCACAGUGUCACGUACCGGGACUUUAUGCACGUCGCCUUCACGCUGAUGCGCCGCUGCGGGUACGGUGGGUUCGCGAUGGAACCGCCGGCCGAGCUCGAUUAUCGGUGGAAGAAUCCGCCGCAGGAGUUUGCCGAUUACUUUGCGAAGAACGAACAUUGCAGCAAACAGUUCGUGGCGGAUAACUUUGACUUUCUGCUGCUGAUCGUGGACAAUCUGCUGCAGCAGUACUUCGAACCGAUGGAGUUCUUUCUGCUGACGUACGUUUUGGGGUUGCGGGCUAAGUAAAGGCGUCCCGGGUGUAUCGUCCCCGGGGAGGUAGGGAGAGAGAAUCAAACAAGACAAGCGAGAAGUUGGAAGUGAAGGGACAUUAGCGAUAAGCGAGUUAGGCAAUCGCGCAAAGUGCGCGAUUGGUUUUAAAAAUAGGGAUUAAACAUUAAGCUUCUGUUUGACUUACGUUUGACACUACUCUACAUACAAUGUUACUACUUAGUCUUGCUGCAAUGCAUCGAACGCACUCAUGGAGGCUCGAACUAUCGAAUAAUACCUAACAUCCAGUCCCUCAACAAGACCCUCCUUGAAACGUAGCUCUCUUCUUAAUAGUUUCUUUUCGGUCCCUUACAAUUUAAACGUAAUUAAGUGUGCAUUAUUCUAACAGUGCCUUCAUAAUUUGGCGUGUAGUGCAAUGGUUUUACUCCAAUCAGAACGUGUUAAACUAGAAAACUUAACUAUGGUUUUCAAGACUACCCUUAUUCGUAAUUUUAUUUUUUUUCUGUGCUAUUCCUCCAAAGGAACGCUUUUAAAAUUGGCUACCAAAGUCAUGUAGUACUAAGCAAAAAAUUAAAUACACCAUACAACUAAUAUUUAAACCCUCUUUAUAUUUGGUAAGUGUUUUGGCGUGAUGUUCGGUGGGGUUUAAAUUAUUUUGAUUGUAAGUUAAGUUAAGUAACAAGCCAUAAGUGAACGUGUGUUAGUAAUAGAAAGUGGAAAAUAAAAGAUAAGUUUUAUAUAUAAUA
Molecule: messenger RNA, 3976 nt
Organism: Anopheles moucheti
Lineage: Eukaryota; Metazoa; Arthropoda; Insecta; Diptera; Culicidae
Product: nascent polypeptide-associated complex subunit alpha, muscle-specific form-like
Exons: 4
Coding region: 279-3248 (989 amino acids)
Source: RefSeq, a predicted model, not a curated record